Microbotryum saponariae is the source of this 2736-nucleotide messenger RNA. NCBI's taxonomy places the organism in Eukaryota, Fungi, Basidiomycota, Microbotryomycetes, Microbotryales, Microbotryaceae. The record is from the annotation of a GenBank genome assembly.
AUGCCUCGCAAAGGAUCCAAGAGGAGAAAGACACGCACCCAUGUCAGUUGUCGUGCUCAGCUCUGCGUGGUGAUCCUUGGCUCUCUACUCGCGAGCGACGCAGCGCGCGGCUGCAGUGCUGCGAACUCGUUCAUCCCCCCCUCCCCUCCCUCACUCGCCCACAUCCCGCAGCCCGCAGCCCGCAGCCCGCAGCCCGCAGCAGUCGGAUCGGAUCGCAAUCGCAUCGAUCUCACCGCCGACGAGUCGCAACGGAGACCGCGCUCGCGCACUUGCUCACCAAAGUCACUCGUCAUCCUCACAGGUCAAAGCAGGUACAGCAGGUACCUCCGCCGCCGGGUCGGACGGUCAUGGCCCCAAAGUCCCAAAGUCGUUCGUCGUAAAGGCGGGCGUCGUCGGCAACUCGGUCGCGGCGCUCAGCCACGACCUGCGCAAAGUGCUCGAACCCAAUACCGCUUCUCGGCUGCGGGUCAGUUCAAUUUCACUUGCCAUACAACUGGCUGGGUUGCCGUUCUGUUUCGACCCGUACCUGCUGUUCCGGCGCUUGACGUUGGCUGCCUUGCCCUCUCAACUAAAACUAGGAACGUAAAUCCAACCGAUUGAGGGACUACGUCUCCAUGUCCGGACCGCUCGGCGUGACCCACCUGCUCGUCUUCUCGCAAUCUUCCUCCUCCGGCACCCCACUUGCUUCGACCUCCGCAGCGUCCUCGGCCAAGGAGAACGCCGCCGCAGAGAACGACCGCAUCGAGCAGAGCCUCGUCCAGGGCACCACCACCCUCAACCUCAGGCUGAUCCGACUGCCGCGAGGACCGACGCUCAGCUUCAAGGUGCUCAGGUACUCGCUAGCGAGCGACAUUCUCAGGAUGGCCAGACGACCCCGAGCGAUCGGCCGAGAGUUUGCUCAAGCUCCCCUGGUCCGUGCACCUCGCCAUCUCGACGACUCUCUAGCUUUGCUCUCGGUCAGGCACUGAAGCGCCCCCGUCUUUUCCCCCCGCAGCUCAUCCUCAGUGGAUUCGGUGGGCCGGACAAGCAGCUUCAACUCAUGACGACCGUCUUCCAAAACCUGUUCCCGCCCAUCCACGUCCAAUCGGUGAGUACGGUCGCCCCUCCACCCACGCUUCAUCGGGCUGAUUCAUUCCUCUCCAUUCCAGAUGCCCCUCUCCUCCGCCCGCCGCGUCGUCUUGCUCUCGUACAACGCCACCACGCGUACGAUCGAUUUCCGCCACUACGUCAUCUCGGUCCGACCGAUCGGCAUCUCGAAACCGAUUCGGCGCAUCAUCGCCGGGUCCUCAUUGAACAAGAUCACCGUCUCGUCGAACAAACGACCCCUCGGGCUCUCCGAUUCGGAAGAAGAGGAACACCCAUCCGAUGCGGACGACGGUCAAGACAAGACGCGCUCGGGCGUAGGUAAAGGCAAAGGUGUUCUGGACCUUUCCAAAGCGCAGGACAUCGCCGACUACAUCCUUCGCCACGAAGGCAUGGGCUUCGUCGGCACCUCGGAUUCCGAAAUGUCGGACCAAUCCGACGUCGGAUCCCAAUCGGGUGGAGAGAACUCGGAAGAGGAUGAAAAGAAGGGUAAAGUCAGAUUACCUGGGGAAUACAUCGGGAGGGGGAACCGAGGGAAGGGGGUGAGGGGGGAGAAGAGGGCGGUGAGGUUGGUCGAGUUGGGCCCGAGGAUGGAGUUGGGCCUCUUCAAGAUUGAGGAAGGCGUGGGCGAGGGCGAGGUCAUGUUCCAUGAGAUGGGUCAGUUCGGUCUUUCUUUAUGGCCUACGCUUCUGCCGCUACUCUUGAGUUCCUUAGACCUGAUCAAAUCGCCUGGACGCCCUCUACACAGUACACAAAUCCGUGACUGAAGCUGCGCAACUGGCCAAAGUCCAUGCCGCACGUCGCAAGCUCGCCGCCGAACGCCGAGCACAACAACAAGCCAACGUUGAAGCCAAAAAGGCCGCCAAGAAGGCCGAAAAGGAGAGCAAGAACGGGGGGGUCAAAUUCAGCGAAGACACCAAAGAAGGCGAAGACGGCGACGAGGACGACGACGAGGAGGAUGACGACGAGGAUGCGAUCGAUUCGGACAUCGAGUUUGAUUAUGAGAAGGAGCACGGUCUACCUGCACCUAGUGAUGAGGAAUUGUUGGGCUCUGACACGGAAGAUGAGGAAGAUGAAGUGGAGGGGGAGGAGCAAGCCCUUGAUUCGGACGCCGAGGACUCGUUCUCGGACCAAGAGGAAUCGUUCGUCGAUCCGAAUGGACAGGACUCUGAGAUGGACGAGGACGAGGACGAGGAGGAUGACGAAGAAGAGGAAGAGGAAGAUGACGAUGACUCCGACACGGACCCGAUACCUAUCUCUCAAGUGGACUUUAUCGACCAUCCGCCACCUCUGGCCAAGUUGACGAAACGAUCCAACGCCCCAUCUUCGAGCGCGACCUCGUUCAAGCAAAAGGGCUUCAAGAAGAUUGAUCGGGGACCGGCACCGGCUGCUGUGGGCAUUGCCAAGCCUCGUGGACCGACCAAGAAGGAAUUGAAGCGAACUGCCGAGUUGGACAAGAAGAACGGCGGGACGGGCAAGAGGGCGAGAUACGAGGAUGAUCACGGUGGAGAGGACGAGGGACCGAGAUUUGGAGCAGGCCGAGGUCGAGGUGGGCGAGGAGGUGGUGGCGGAAGGGGGAGAGGCGAGAGUAGGGGGCGGGGUGGACGAGGUGGAGGGAGGGGUGCGUCUCGAGGAUCUUCGAGGGGACGGUAG